Oreochromis aureus is the source of this 672-nucleotide messenger RNA. RefSeq names its product leukocyte elastase inhibitor-like. Bases 1 to 672 code for a protein of 223 amino acids. The transcript is spliced from 6 exons. Gene Ontology annotation, molecular function: serine-type endopeptidase inhibitor activity. Gene Ontology annotation, biological process: negative regulation of endopeptidase activity. Lineage: Eukaryota; Metazoa; Chordata; Actinopteri; Cichliformes; Cichlidae. The record is from RefSeq and is a predicted model, not a curated record.
AUGUCAACAGUGAUUCCUGUGUUCAACCCAAAUAAAACUUCCUCCGUCCUACAGGUCCUCGGCUUUACUGAGGUUGAAAACCAAAGCUGGCAGAAGAGAAACCGACACAAACACAAUAAAAUCAAGGACUUGCUAAGCCAGGAUGCAGUGGAUAGCCUGACGAAGCUGGUUGUCGUGAAUGCCAUUUACUUCAAGGGCAGCUGGAACACGCAGUUUAAGGAGGAGAUGACUGCUGAUGCGCAGUUUCGACUGAACAAGAACGACACUAAGCCGGUGAAGAUGAUGCACCAGAAAAGUAAAUUUCCUUUUGCGACCAUUCCUGAGGCCAACUGCAAGAGUCUAGAGAUGCCCUAUAAAGGAAAUGACCUCAGCAUGCUCAUAUUCCUGCCUAAUGACAUAGAAGAUGAUACCACAGGCUUGGAAAAGCUGGAGAAGGAGCUGACCUAUCAGAAUUUUGCGGACUGGACUCGCCCAGACAUGAUGAGCCCCAACGAGGUUGAUGUCAAGCUCCCUCGAUUCAAGAUGGAGGAGAAGUAUGACUUGGAGAAAAUCCUGACCAAUGGAGUCAAUUCACACAUUAAUAAGGUCACUCGGUCUGCAUAUUUUCAAUUGCGCAACAGAGAAAAAGAGCUGCGCUGCAAAACUUUGAACCCUGAGAAACUGAAAUUUUGA